ACCACUUCCGGUUCACAGGUCAGGCUUGAAUGGGGAAGUUUCACUGCACUGCAUAAUACUGAGCACACAGUAAUUAUCUAAUUACGAAGCCGGUUAAAAAGUUAAUACACAACGUCUUCAGCAUGUCUUCUACAUUAGGGACGCUGCUUGAAAUGGGAUUUCCACAGAACAGAGCAGAGAAGGCCAUUGCUAUAACGAAUGACCAAGGUCCAGAGGUUGCUAUGGAAUGGCUUCUUGCCCACAUGGAUGACCCUGACAUUGAUGAGCCAUACCAGCCGCCUCAGGGACAUGUGCUCGGGAAAAAAGAGGAGUCAGUAGCAGCUCCCACAGGCCAGGAGACAGGUGCUCAGGAGGGUGCAGAAACACCCAUGGAGACAGGGGGCGCUGCUGAGACAGCCACAGAAGAAAGUGAGACCGCUGCAGAAGGGGAAGGAGAAGAGAAAGAGCAGGAGGCUAAGUGUCUGGUCUGUGAUGAGUGUGGCAAGAAACUCAGGACUGAAAAUGAUGUACAAAUGCACGCUGUACGAAGUGGUCAUCAGAGUUUCUCAGAGUCCACUGAAGAAAUAAAACCUCUGACGGAGGAGGAGAAGCAAGAACAACUUCGCAAGGUCCAGGAGCGUCUGAAGCAGCGGCGACAUGAGAAGGAGGAACAGGAGAAGAAGGAGGCCAUUGAGAAGGAGAAGAUGAGGAGGAAACAGGGCAAGGAACUGGUCAGCAUCAAGGCUCAACAUGACUAUGAGCAGUCCAAGAAGCUUGUUGCAGAGAGGAAGAGAGAAAAAAUGGAGGAGCGAAUAGCCAAACAAAGAGUUAAGGAGCAGAUAGAGAGAGACAGACUGGAGAGGGCUGCCAAGUUUGGCAAGGCAGGCACACCUGUCGCUCCCCUGCCUGGAGCAGCCCAGGCCCCCCCAGCCCCACCUCAGGUUGAGGCUGCACCUGAGCCCAAGAAGGACUACGAACAAACACGCAUUCAGGUCCGGCUGUUUAAUGGCACUGCCCUGACACAGAGUUUUAAGGUCCAGGAGGAGCUAGCCGCUGUGCGACUGUUUGUGGAACUGAACAGAACAGAUGGAGACCAGCCGUUCCAGCUCAUGACCACCUUCCCAAGAAAAGUCUUCACUGAGGAGGACAUGCAUAAACCACUGAAUUUAUUAGGACUAGUACCAUCUGCAGUUCUAGUGCUGACCAAACUACAGUGAUGUGAUGUUUGUCUCUGACAAAUAACCAGUAAUCUGCCCAUGGCAUCAAGAAACACUCAAAUGUCUUACCUACAGCUGCUAAGGAACCAAGGAGCCCAACAGCAGAUGAUAUAGAAUAAACAGUACAUUAAAUAGUAAACAGCUACAUGAUCAGAGAAAAUAAAUGUUCCACAGUUUUGGAUGCAUUCUGCAACAUAUAUUGUAGAACGCUAUCUUCAAAUCUAUCAAACACUGUUUCUGUUUUCAAACUUUGCUGUAGGUUUGAAAAAAAAUUUGUCCAGGUUUAGCUGUUCAGAUGUUGCUACCGGAUAUGGUGCCAUUGCUUUAUCAACAAACUACAUUGAACAACUGAUACUACUAAAACUAAAGUUAAGUAGAGAUAAAGCAACCUAGAAAUGUAUUGGUUAAACCAAUCAAUAUUUUUAAUCACAGUUGCUGCUGACAUAUAACCGGUAAUACAUAAUCUUAACAGUAGUGCUAGAGGUUUUGUUGAGGUCAUAAUGCAAUAUAACCUAUUACUUUUGAGUUGGUGCCAACCACCAUCACUAAUUUCCAACUGACUAAGCAGUGACCUUACAACUGGAAAUUUUGGUUGGUUGGUAUCUUGGAGAACCUGUCCAGACCCUGUGUACCCAAGCAAACUGGAUAGGCUAUUUGAGGAUGAUUAAAGUUUACCUGAAAUUAUGUGUCUGUAAUGGUUUAUUGAAUUUUAGUUAGACUACAUGGAAUCUAUAUAAAAAGCAAGAGCUCUCCAAUCACCAUUGAAGCAUCCUUUACAAAUGGAUAUUGUAUUUCUCUAACAGCUAAGAGAUGGUUCAAUUAAGAAUAGAAAAUGUUACAUCACCUGAGGACAUUAAAAUU
Molecule: messenger RNA, 2057 nt
Organism: Branchiostoma belcheri (Belcher's lancelet)
Lineage: Eukaryota; Metazoa; Chordata; Leptocardii; Amphioxiformes; Branchiostomatidae
Product: UBX domain-containing protein 1-like
Exons: 12
Coding region: 123-1196 (357 amino acids)
Molecular function (GO): protein binding
Source: RefSeq, a predicted model, not a curated record